Molecule: messenger RNA, 1349 nt
Organism: Vigna umbellata (rice bean)
Lineage: Eukaryota; Viridiplantae; Streptophyta; Magnoliopsida; Fabales; Fabaceae
Source: RefSeq, a predicted model, not a curated record
AUGUAUGCUCUUGACCAUGAUAGUACUUGGGAGCUAGUGCCCCUUCCUCCGAACGAAAAGACAGUUGGUUGCCAAUUGGUGUAUGCAGUUAAAGUCGACCUUGAUGGAGAAAUUGAUUGGCUCAAAGCCCGGUUUGUUACAAAAGGUUACACUCAAGUUUAUGGUCUUGAUUAUUGUGAUACUUUCUCUCUUUUAGCUAAGAUGACUACUAUUCGCCCCUUCUUUGCCAUAACAACCAUUCGUCACUGGCCACUUCGUCAAUUGGAUAUCAAGAAUGCCUUCCUACACUGUGAUCUUAAGGAAGAAGUUUAUAUGGAGCAACCUCCUGGAGAUGUCACCUUUUUUGAACACCAAUGUUACUUCCACCAAGAUCAUCUUCAGUGGGAGACUGCAAGUAAUGAAGAUGAUCUUCUUAUGCUCCCUGACUUAAUUUUAGGACCAAAAAUAGGGACUAAAAGUGUAACAGUUGAGAAGGAACCCACUCAAGAUGGAGCUGAUGUAAGAUUUGGGAAAAAAUGGAUUUAUACAAGGAAGACAAAGGCCAUUCCAGAAUCUGUCCAUGACCAACAAUCCAACCCAGCAUUACAUGAGAUUCUUAGGAUGGCUCCUAGGACUUUGUUUCAAUUAGAGGAAGCAGGCCGACAUUACUGUGAAGAUCAUUGGGAUGCUCUCAAAGAUCAACAUAAUGAAAUUGAUUAUCUGGAUUUAUUGCAGUAUUGUUUCUCUUCUGCCUAUAUGCUGGCUCUAUUACAUGAUGUUCUUGGGAUUGCUAUGGAAGAGAAAAGGGUUGGAUUUGGGAACGAGAAGAUUAACAGUCAUGUAGAUUGGACACUCGGAUCCUUCAUAAUUGAAACAAUGGGAGAACCCCUUGAAUUGGAACAUAUAGAUACGGGGAUGAUAGUAGGGAAUGAGUCAGUCACAUAUUUUUCAUUAUUUGCAUUUCUUUUCUUAAUCAUACUUGCUGCAUUCUUUGUUAUGCAAUGGAGAAAGCCACAAUUGAAGACGGUAUAUGACCUUGAGAAGGGACACUAUAUUGUUACAAGAAUACGCAGAUCACAGCCCCAGCUAUGCACAGAAAGGACCAUUGUCUGGAAUAUGUGGGAGCUAGCUCAUUGACUUUUGGCUGUUUCAUAAUUGUAUUUUUUUUUCUCCUCUUGUUUUUGUCUUCCAGAUGUGGGAGAGGGAAGGUGAAAGAGAUGCCUUAAAAUCUGGCACUUUAUAUUUAGUAAUCAACGGGGAUGUGCAGGUAGAUGGAUGGUCACGAUCAUAUUAUUAAAAUUAGAUAGUUACUUGCAUUUUAUGGAGUAUAUAUGUCCCACUCUAUUCUAAUGUUUAUUUCUUGUUAUUAA